This is a messenger RNA of Drosophila teissieri, 983 nucleotides long. Its product is annotated as antigen 5 like allergen Cul n 1. The record is from RefSeq and is a predicted model, not a curated record. Lineage: Eukaryota; Metazoa; Arthropoda; Insecta; Diptera; Drosophilidae. Bases 12 to 923 code for a protein of 303 amino acids. The transcript has 3 exons.
GUCCCGUCGAGAUGUUGGACACCACCAAGUGGCCGCCGCUGUUGCUGCUGCUGCUGCUGCUGCUCCUGGGCCAGCAGCUCCAGGCCUUCGACUACUGCGAUCCGACCCUGUGUCCCGGGCCCGAGAGGCACAUAGCCUGCAACAAUUUCGGGGCGCUGGCCGACAUCUGCGGGCCGGAUGCCCACAUUGUGCGGAUCACGACGGCUCGUCGCACCAUGAUCCUCAAUGAGCUGAACGAGUACCGCGAUCGGAUUGCGAGGGGCGAUCUGAUGGGCUUCAGUCCGGCCACCCGCAUGGCCACGUUGCAGUGGGAUCAGGAGCUGGCCAGUUUUGCGGAGCUCAAUGUGAAACGAUGUGCGCUGGUCAACGACCAUUGUCGGAACAGCGAGCAGUUCCGCAACGUGGCCCAGGUGGUGGCCGAGGGCGGUUGGCAGGGAGAUCCCAUGCCGCCGAGCUCUCCCAAUGGCAGCCCCAAUCCGAAUCCGGACGCACCAAUUCCGGUGGAGUACCACACGGAAGAUGAGGUGAUCAAGGCCACGCUGGAGCAGAUGUUCGCCGAGUACAAGGAGUGCAGCAUGCGGGAUAUUAUCGCUUUCAGUCCGCCCAACAACAGAAUCCUUCGCUUGCGCGUCAGCAAGUGCAUUGCCUACUUCACACAGCUCGUGCGGGACAGCACCACCCACGUGGGCUGCGGCAUUCUCCGGCAGACCAGGAACACCACCAACGAGGCCGGCCAGACGCUGUCCAGUGUCCACCAGUACAUGACCUGCAACUUUGUCCGCACCAACGAUGUGAAUGCCCCGGUCUACCAGAGCGGCGAUCGUCCGGCCACCGAAUGCCGCAGCGGACGGAAUCCGGUCUUCAUCAACCUGUGCUCCGUCAACGAGAUCUACGACUCCUCCAACCUGGCUGGCCUCUUCUGAACUGGCGAGCUCUGCCAUUCCCAAGCCAAUUACUAAAGUUAAUAAAAAUGAAAGGACUUA